This is a messenger RNA of Symbiodinium necroappetens, 1065 nucleotides long. Lineage: Eukaryota; Dinophyceae; Suessiales; Symbiodiniaceae. The record is from the annotation of a GenBank genome assembly.
AUGGCUGCUUACGAAGGUUUCCUGACCAGUGUAUAUGCAGGGAAAGACAUUUUUCGACCGACUUUCUUUGAGCUUAUUGCACAAGAUCAGUUAUCCGACAUAUUCAGGCCUGCCUUGAGAUUUGUCGUGGAGAUUGGUGCAGAAAGGGCUCCACGUAUUCUGCAGCCAGUGUUGGGGUACUGGCAGGCCAUUUACACACUGUUCCUCUUCUUCCUGGAGGGGUACCACCUAAGAGUGCACGGAGCCACUUUCGCGGAACACUUCUUCGGCUUGAGGCGACAGCAGGAGUCGUCGAAAGAGUUGCUGCCGCUGGAAGCCCUGGAGAGAGCAAGGCAGAGACGAAAUGCUCCGCCUUUGAACAGAAGGCAACUUGGAACGUCUUUGAUUCUUGCUGUCGUCUUUCCAUGGAUCUGGGCGAAAUGCGAAGAAAGGUUUAGGCAGCUGGAGGUGUCCCAAAGCACAGACAGCUGUCGCGCAGACAUGCUACUCCGUCGGUGCUACCCAGCGGCACACACUGCGAGCACUGGCUUGACAUUCGUGUAUCGCCUUCUCUACCUGCUGGAACAAACAGGCAUUUGGUCACCUUGGUUGCAUCUUCUAGGCUUGCGGCUUGCGCGACACUUUCCGGAGCCCCCAAGUCAGGCACAAGAUGAGGCAAGUGACAAAAGCCUGGCCAAACGCGUGGGUGACCUGGUGGUGAUGUGUGGCAAGAGCUCCCUCUGGGGUGGGAUCUACUUGCUUCAGUUUAUGCAGUGGUGGUAUCAGCGGGAGCAGAUUCUGCAACCUUUGCAGCCCCGCAAAGCACCUCCUCCGCCUCCUGAGCCUUACCCGUAUCCGGAAAAUCUAGGAAGUCCGUCUCAGGCGCUGCAGCUUGUCCUGCUGCCAGAAGAUAGGACCAUAUGUGCGCUAUGCCACCGCCGCCGCAACAAUGCAGCUAUGUCGUGCAGUGGAUAUGCAUUCUGCUACACUUGCCUGGUGCCUCAUGUACAGCAGCAUGGCCACUGUCCGAUUUCUGGUCAGCAGAUGCUUGUAGAGGAAAUUCGGCGUGUGCGCGACGAGAGCUGA